Dermatophagoides farinae (American house dust mite) is the source of this 2329-nucleotide messenger RNA. Its product is annotated as scoloptoxin SSD14. NCBI's taxonomy places the organism in Eukaryota, Metazoa, Arthropoda, Arachnida, Sarcoptiformes, Pyroglyphidae. Gene Ontology annotation, biological process: glutathione catabolic process. The record is from RefSeq and is a predicted model, not a curated record. Gene Ontology annotation, cellular component: plasma membrane. Gene Ontology annotation, molecular function: glutathione gamma-glutamate hydrolase.
CAUUGUCAUCAUCAUCAUCGGCUUAUGUUUGAUGCAAAAGUUUUUCCAUUAUCACUGAUGAAUUGAAUCAGUUGUCUGUAAAAUUUCGAAAUUUGAUCUAUAUGAUUUUUCAGAAAAACAUAUGGUAUUGAUAAAACAUUGAAAUAAUUGUCAAUCAAACAUUGAAUUCGUUCGUUCGUUCAUCCGUAGUCGGUUCUUGUAUAUUUCAAAUCAAAAAAAAAAAAAAAUUGAUUUUUCUGUUACAACAACCACAAAAUCUCUUUUCAUAUCUAUUCUCGUUAAUCGAUUUUUGUUAUCAUAUAAUCAAAUCGUGGACACUUGAGACUUUAAUCUAGGUUAUUGUAACAAAGUCCAAGAGUUUUUUUUCAUCAUCCUACUUACAAAUAAAAUUGACAUCCAAAAAAUCAUCGUCAUCAUCGCAUCAUUAUCAUCAUUGAAUAGGGAAACGAAACGAAACGAAAAGAAAAAAAAAAAGAAAUGCAAAAAACUGGCUGGAUUCUAAUCACUGUUGGUAUAUUGACCGUUAUCGUUGUUUCAACCGUUCUGAUAGUGAAAAAAACAUCAAACAAACCAAACAAACCUGAUUGUCCAUAUUGUCCAGGAUCAACAUCAAAACUAGGUGAAUUAUGUACAAAAUCUGAAGUGCAUUCAUAUACAAAAUAUGCCGUUUCAACUGAUUCAAAUGUUUGUGCAAAUGCAGGAAAAGAAAUUCUUGACGAAGAUGGUAAUGCUGUUGAUGCCGCAAUAGCCGUUCUAUUAUGUAUGGGUGUAACGAUUCCCGAAUCAAUGGGACUUGGUGGUGGUUCAAUGAUUAUCAUUUACAAUAAAACCAGUGAUUAUGCCAGGUUUGUGAAUGCACGUGAAAUGGCACCGGCAGCAGCAUAUCGUGAUAUGUAUAAUUCAACAAAAAGUGAUGCACAAUAUAGUAGCUCUGCGUUGGGUCUACAAGCAAUUGGCGUACCUGGUGAAUUAGCUGGAUAUUGGCAUAUGUAUCGAAAUUAUGGAUCUGGAAAUAUCUCAUGGGAAAGAUUAUUUAAAGAUGCAAUCAAUUUUGCUGAAAAUGGAUUUACUGUUGGCAAUCAUCUUGAGGAAGCAAUGUCGCAAAGGCGCAAUUUCAUAAUGGAACAUGAACAUUUGAAAAAUGUUUAUGUUAAUCCUAAAACAGAAGAUUUAUAUAAACAUGGAGAAAUUUUCAGACAACCGCAGCUAGCUGAAACAUUACGAAAUCUAUCGUUGGCUCAAGAUCCUCAUCAAUAUUUUUAUGAAGAAAUAGCAGCAAAAAUUCUUUAUGAUUUAUAUGAACAAAAUGAUUUUCCUAACCAAAAACCAAUAUUAACAGCCAAAGAUUUUGCCAGCUAUGAAAUCAUCGAAGAAGAGGCAUAUUCAUUCGAUAUAAAAGAUGGUAUUAAACUUCAUACGAAUAAACUUCCAGGAAGUGGUGCUGUAUUAUCAUUCAUUCUAAGAAUUAUGUUGCAUCCAAAAUUUCAUCAUCUUUAUCCUAAUGCUAAAAAUGAUUAUAAUGAAGCUGUAUUAUUUUAUCAUCGAUUAAUGGAAGCAUAUAAAUUUGCUUAUUCACGAAGAAUGUAUCUUGGUGAUGAUCGUUUUGAUAAUUGUACAAAUGUUUUAUCACAAUUAACAUCAAAAGAUUAUAUUGAUAAAAUUGUAGAGAAAAUUAAUGAUGCAACUACUUAUCCAAGUAAAUCAGGCUUCUAUGAUGUUGAUAGUUUUCAAGAAUUAGAUCAUGGAACAGCACAUGUAUCAGUUUUGGAUAAACAUGGUAAUGCCGUUGCAGCAUCUACAACGGUAAAUCUUUAUUUUGGUAGCAAAGUCAUUUCACCAUCAACCGGUUUAAUUUUAAAUGAUCAAAUGGAUGAUUUUAAUACGGGCAAAACGAAUGCAUUCGAUUUACCACCAGCAUUUGCAAAUACUGUUGCAGCUGGUAAACGGCCAUUAUCAUCAAUGUCACCAUCAGUAUUUGUGGAUGAAACCGGUCCACGAUUAAUAAUUGGUGCUAGUGGUGGUUCAAAAAUCACAACAGCUGUUGCAUUAGUAUCAUUGAGAAAUUUAUGGAUGAAUGAUGAUAUUAAAUUGGCCAUCGAUUCUGCACGUGUACAUCAUCAAUUAUUUCCAACAAAUGUUGAAAAUGAAGCCUGUUUUCCAACAAAUAUUCUGGAUUCAUUGAAAGAAAAAAAUCAUCAAAUCAAACAAAUUGAAGAUGGUGAUCGUGGUGCAAUUGUAAUGGCUAUUAGUCGUUUAAAAAAUGGUACAAUACGUGCAAAUUCAGAUUGGCGUAAAGGUGGUACUAUUGCCGGUGUUUAGAACAUUUUUU